Myotis brandtii (Brandt's bat) is the source of this 1366-nucleotide messenger RNA. It is a transcript of the gene DTD1, whose product is annotated as D-tyrosyl-tRNA deacylase 1. Gene Ontology annotation, molecular function: D-tyrosyl-tRNA(Tyr) deacylase activity. Gene Ontology annotation, biological process: tRNA metabolic process. The record is from RefSeq and is a predicted model, not a curated record. Gene Ontology annotation, cellular component: cytoplasm. The transcript is spliced from 7 exons. The coding region runs from base 185 to 850 and encodes 221 amino acids. NCBI's taxonomy places the organism in Eukaryota, Metazoa, Chordata, Mammalia, Chiroptera, Vespertilionidae.
UGCGGACACCCACGUGACCAGCCCCGGGCCAGCUCCAGAGCGUUUCCUGCCGCAGGACAUCCUCUUCCUCCCUCGCAGGACCCUGCAGGAAUGGGUUGGAGAAGAGCAGAUAAGUGCCAUUGGACGGGGCAUCUGUGUGUUGCUGGGCAUUUCUCUGGAAGAUACACAGAAGGAACUGGAGCACAUGGUCCGAAAGAUUUUAAACUUACGUGUGUUUGAGGAUGAGAGUGGAAAGAACUGGUCGAAGAGUGUGAUGGACAAACAGUAUGAGGUGCUGUGUGUCAGCCAGUUCACCCUCCAGUGUGUCCUUAAGGGCAACAAGCCCGACUUCCACCUGGCAAUGCCCACGGAGCAGGCAGAGAGCUUCUAUAACAGCUUCUUGGAGCAGCUGCGCAAGACGUACCGGCCGGAGCUCAUCAAAGAUGGCAAGUUUGGUGCCUACAUGCAAGUCCACAUUCAGAACGAUGGGCCUGUGACCAUAGAACUGGAAUCUCCAGCUCCUGGCGCUGCUACCUCCGACCCAAAGCAGUUCAUUAGUGUCCACGGAAGCCUGAAGUUACUUUGUUUGAUGUCCUUGUCACACCGGGCCAUCCUGCAGUGUGAAAAAUGCUUCAGAGGUGCUGUUUUGGGUGUGAAAGAACAGGACAGCUGUCAAAGCUGGAAAAACAACAGCAGAGGAAAGAAAAGACCAGAGCCAAAGGGCCUUCUGAAUCAAGCAAAGAACGAAACGCUCCUCGCAAAGAAGACCGCAGUGCCAGCAGUGGGGCCGAGGGAGACGUGUCGUCUGAGCGGGAACCAUAGGCUGCCGGAUGGAGCUCAGUGCAUUAUCAUUGGCAGAACUGGAUCCUGAAAAAUUCAUGAAAGAUGCUAAGCACCUACACUGCUUUAAGAAUCUGGAACUGAAUUGUGAAAAGGCAGAAAGAAGUAAGAAAUUGGGAACCUGAAGAGCCCUGCAGAAGAAACACACACCAAAGGAACAUUGCUGCUUUCUGUUGUUGCUGUGGUCCAAGGGAGGAGAUGCGUGCUGCCAGGCAGGGAUAGUGCCCUGCAGGGCAGACACCUGCACCUCCCUCACAAGAAGGUUUUGUUAGUUCCUAUGAUGUCUUGGCUUACUUUUGGAACAAGUGGGCUCAACAUCAUUUGUCAUCGAGUUCUCCUUUCACACUGUGGUUCAUUUCUGCUUGUCCACGAUGGGUCUCAAAUGCAUUCAUGCUGUCCAUGUUCUUCCCAACACUGGCCAAGCCAGGGCCUGUGUGUUAAGGUGUAAAGAGAACUGUCACCAAUGAUAAUGUAUUGUGUGAGAACUUUGCAUCUUGUAAAUUUCCUCUUUUUUCUAAAAAUAAAUAAAAAAAAUGAUAAACCUCAA